This is a messenger RNA of Sporisorium graminicola, 1704 nucleotides long. RefSeq lists its product as uncharacterized. Bases 1 to 1704 code for a protein of 567 amino acids. Gene Ontology annotation, biological process: protein folding. The record is from RefSeq and is a predicted model, not a curated record. NCBI's taxonomy places the organism in Eukaryota, Fungi, Basidiomycota, Ustilaginomycetes, Ustilaginales, Ustilaginaceae. Gene Ontology annotation, molecular function: ATP hydrolysis activity; ATP binding; ATP-dependent protein folding chaperone. The transcript has a single exon. Gene Ontology annotation, cellular component: chaperonin-containing T-complex.
AUGUCGGGACAACAGCCCGUGUUCGUCAUGAACACUGGACCAGAGCGACAGACCGGCCGUAAAGCUCAGAUCUCCAAUAUCACUGCCGCAAAGACCGUCGCCGAUGUCAUCCGCACCUGUCUUGGUCCCAAGGCCAUGCUCAAGAUGAUCCUCGAUCCCAUGGGCGGAAUCUUGCUCACCAACGACGGAAACGCCAUCCUCCGUGAAGUCGAAGUCGCCCACCCUGCCGCCAAAUCCAUGAUCGAGCUCAGUCGUACCCAGGACGAAGAGGUCGGCGACGGUACCACCAGUGUCAUUAUCCUCGCUGGCGAGAUCCUUGCACAGUCCUUGCCUCAGCUCGAACGUGGCAUCCACCCGGUCGUCAUCAUCUCUGCAUUCAAGAAGGCGCUCGCACGUGCGCUCGAGAUCGUCGAGGACAUUUCCGUCCCCGUCGAUGUCACCAACGACAAGGACAUGCUCGCACUCAUCAAGACCUCCAUCGGUACCAAAUUUGUCUCGAGAUGGUCCGAUCAGAUGUGCAAACUUGCCCUCAAAGCCGUCCGCACCGUUGCCAUGGUCGACUCCUCCGCUUCUUCCUCGGCUGCGGUAGGCAGCGACCCCAGCAAGACCGUCGACAUCAAGCGCUACGCCCGUGUCGAAAAGGUCCCCGGCGGAACCAUCGAGGACUGCCGCGUGCUCGACGGUGUCAUGCUCAAUAAGGACGUCACCCACCCCAAGAUGAGGAGGCGCAUCGAGAACCCACGCAUCAUGCUCCUCGACUGUCCGCUCGAGUACAAAAAGGGCGAGUCGCAGACCAACAUUGAAAUCACACGCGAAGAGGACUGGAACAAGAUCCUCGAGAUCGAAGAGCAGCAGAUCCAGUCCAUGUGCGAAAAGAUCAUCGAGUUCAAGCCCGACCUCGUCUUCACCGAAAAGGGCGUCUCGGACCUUGCACAGCACUACUUGCUCAAAGCCAACAUCACCUGCAUUCGACGUGUGCGCAAGACCGACAACAACCGAAUCGCCCGCGCUACCGGUGCUACCAUCGUCAACAGAGUCGACGACCUUAGGGAUGCCGACAUUGGCACGCGCUGUGGGCUGUUCCACAUCGAAAAGCUCGGCGACGAGUACUUCACCUUCCUCGAAGAGUGCAAGGAGCCCAAGGCAUGUACCAUCCUGCUGCGCGGUCCCUCGAAGGACAUUCUCAACGAGAUCGACCGCAACUUGGCCGAUGCCAUGGCCGUGGCGCGCAAUGUCGUCUUCAACCCCUUGCUCUCACCGGGUGGAGGUGCCACCGAGAUGGCCAUCGCUUACGGCCUCUCCGAGUUCGCCAAGGAGCUCGAGGGUGUCGAGGUGGGUCCCAUCCGUGCCGUCUCGGACGCGAUGGAGGUCAUCCCGCGCACGCUCAUCCAGAACUGCGGCGGCAACGCCAUGAAGACGCUCACCAGCCUGCGCGCCAAGCACGCCAAUGGCGAGCACUCGUACGGCGUCGACGGCGAGUCUGGCAAGGUCGUCGAAAUGAAGGAGUACGGCUUGUACGAGUCGGCCGCCGUCAAGAUCCAGACGUUGAAGACGGCUAUCGAGUCAGCGUCGCUCUUGCUGCGUGUCGACGAUGUCGUUUCCGCCAAGAGGGGUAGACAGCCAGGCGGUGGCGCUGGUCCUGGUGUGCAAGCGCCCGAUGCAGGCAUGGGCGAAGACGCAGGCCCGGACAUGCCUCAGAUGUAG